Molecule: messenger RNA, 1098 nt
Organism: Lodderomyces margitis
Lineage: Eukaryota; Fungi; Ascomycota; Pichiomycetes; Serinales; Debaryomycetaceae
Exons: 1
Coding region: 1-1098 (365 amino acids)
Cellular component (GO): mitochondrion
Molecular function (GO): oxidoreductase activity
Source: RefSeq, a predicted model, not a curated record
AUGCCUUUUAAGACACCGAAACUCGAAUACAAAGCUUGGGCUUACAAGAAUGGUAACAACCCUAUUGAAUUAAUCCAAGAAUCCGUUGACUUGGUCAAGUCUUCGAGUGGAGACUACAUUGCCCCUGAUGGAAAAAUCUUGAUUAAAAUCAACUAUGCCUCAUUAAACCCGGUUGAUUACAAGCUUUACAAGGCUAAACCAGCUUUUAUUCGUUUCAUCAAUUCAAAACAAGGAUUCGGUAAGGAUUACUCGGGUCAAGUUGUAUCUAUUGGUAACCACACCUCAACCAAAGUCAAGGUUGGCGAUUUAGUUCAAGGUAUUCAAGCACCAAUGAUUGAUAGAGGUUCAUGUGCUGAAUAUUUGCUUCUCGAUCCAACUAAAUCGCCUAUUGCUACCAAAGCCACAAACAUUGAUCUUGCUAAAGCUGCUUCAUUUCCAUUGGUUUUGGGUACUGCUAUGCAAAUCUCAAGAGGAUUGAAAAUCAAGGAUGAGAAGAUUUUGAUUUUGGGUGCUGGUACAUCAGUUGGAAGAUAUGCCGUUCAAUUAUGUAGAAUAAAGGGAGCUAAGGAAAUUGUCACUACGAAUUCUGGAAAGAAUGCUGAUUUGAUUAGUGACUUGGGAGCUACUUCACAAAUUGACUACAGAAAAAACCCAAAUAUUUUACAACAAGUCUUGGAAAGUGUUAAGGAGUCAGGGCCAUUUGAUCACAUCUUGGAUACAGUUGGAGGUAAGGAAUUAUUCCCCGAAAUUAAGCACAUUUUGAAGAAAGGUGGUGCUUAUCAUACAACUAACCCAGGUAGUUCAUUUUUCGCAUACACAAGUUCAUUGUUGAGAAAGAAAUUGGCCGCCUGGGGAUUCCUUGGUUAUGAUUAUAGUUUUGGAUUUUUAGAUUACAAUGGAGGUUGGAUUGAUUCAGCCAGAGAUUUGGUUCAAAGCGGUCAAGUUAAACUCUUUAUUGAUUCAGUUUACCAAUUCAAUGAUUUGCAUCAAGCUAUUGAUAAGUUAAACGGUGGAAGAGCUCAAGGUAAGAUUUUGUUGGAAGUUGCAAAACCAACUAAAGAAGAGGAAGCAGAAGAAAGAAGACAAGCUACGGCUUAA